Molecule: messenger RNA, 3762 nt
Organism: Anopheles stephensi (Asian malaria mosquito)
Lineage: Eukaryota; Metazoa; Arthropoda; Insecta; Diptera; Culicidae
Gene: dor
Product: vacuolar protein sorting-associated protein 18 homolog
Exons: 3
Coding region: 224-3283 (1019 amino acids)
Biological process (GO): endosome organization; organelle fusion; intracellular protein transport
Cellular component (GO): endosome; HOPS complex
Molecular function (GO): protein-macromolecule adaptor activity
Source: RefSeq, a predicted model, not a curated record
CAGAUUCGUUUAUUUUGGGUUGUGCUCGGCUGUCGCAGUAUUUAUCGACCGUUUCCGUACCGUGAAUGAUUCAUAGAUAUGGACAAAUAGAGGCUGAUUGUAGGGUUGUUUUUCUAUCAUUUCCACCCACAGCGAAGAGAAGGAAAAGUAGCAGCAAUCAAACACCUCCGAUCAAGUGUGAGUUUGGUGUUCUGUGAGCGAGAAGAAAUCCGCUACCGCAGCGAUGGCUUCCAUGUUCGACCAGUACUCGAGCGACCUGAUAAGGGAAAGCUCCACCGAAACGAAUGUGGGCGUUGGGCCGCAAACGUCCGGUUAUGUGAGCGUGCGGACACGGAAGGAGGUGCCCAUAUUCACCAAGCAGAAGAUGAACCUGAACCUGCCGUCCGGCAUCCUGUUUCUGUCCGUGCAGAACGAUUGGCUGAUGAUGCUGAUGACCAACCUGACCGUGUUGCGGAUGAACCUGAAACAGCCGGAUAAGUUUACCGAGGUGCCGAUUGACAAAACUAUCGGCGGAUUGCGCCCAUCCAGCAUAUAUUUAGAUCCGCUCGGGUCGCAUCUGUUUCUGACGUUUCUGCCCAAGUCGCCCGGCUUUACCCCGGAGCUGCUGUACCUGCAGCGGAACAGCUUCAAGCCGAAGUUUGUCACCAAGCUGAAGGAUCAGGAAAUUACCGCGAUCGGGUUUAACCAUGUAAACACGUCGGAAACGAGCACCGGUCCGAUACUGCUCGGCACGGCGCACGGCGUCAUCUGGGAGGCGGAUGUAGGGCUGGAGAGUGGCGAUAAGCUGGUGCAGAACAAUGUCCGGCAUGCGUUCGACAUCGGUAAGGGUGAGCCGCGCCCGAUAACCGGACUGGAGUUUUAUCUCAAGACCGAGCAGAAGAAUCUGCACUGCAUCGUGCUCGUCCUGACGGUGGACCGGUUGUACAAGUUCCACAACACGAUUCGAUCCACCGGCAAUGGUUCGAUCGCUGCUUCUGCGCUGACCGCCGCCCAGGAGCUAAAACUCGGCGGCUACCUGCAGAAGGUGUUCAGCCCGUACCAAAACGUAGACGACCAGCUGCGUGACUUUGAGGAGUUGUCGAUGAGCGGUGGCAAGACAGCAACCGGCAGCUGGCCGAAGCUGGUGUUUAACUACGAGGAAGAUUUUCCGAAAAGCUUCGGCUGCCUUACCGAGCACGGUAUCAACUAUCAGGAAAUUGAUCCGGCCAUCAAUCAACCACAGUUCGUGGUGCAGAAGGAACUGAUUACCUACCCGGAACCGCGCUUCGUGCCACCGGCAACCAACUCGCACAAGGUGGCACCGAAGACCAACACACCGCUGUCGUUCAUACUGACCGAUUUCCAUGCGCUGCUGCUGUACCCGGACCAUGUGAGCGCGAUUUCGUUGCUAGACUAUCAGGUCGUGUACGAGGAGUAUUUUGUGGAGCAGUACGGCCGGCUGAUAAACAUCGUAAAAGACGUGCGCUCGAACGUUACGUUCGUGUACAGCAACAAGCUCAUUUUUCGAUACAAGAUUGUAAACGAGCAACGAAACGCUUGGAAGCUGUACGCGGACCGCCAGAAGUUUGAACUCGCCCUGCAGUACUGCAACAAAAACCCAGCCCACCGCGACAUUGUGCUCGUGAAGCAAGCGCAAUCGUACUUCUACGCCAGUGACUAUCUGCAGGCGGCUGCCAUCUUUUCCGAGACGCAGCUCAGCUUCGAGGAGGUGUGCCUCAAGUUUCUGCAGAAGAACUGCAACCAGGCGCUGCUGCUGUACCUGCGCAACCGGCUAGCGCAGCUGAAACCGCACGAGAAAACGCAAAUCACCAUGCUGAUCGUGUGGAUCGUGCAGCUGUUUCUGGUGGAGCUGUCGCAUCAGCGUGCCGGCGGCGAUAAAGCUACCCGCGAUCUGCAGAAACAGUUCGAAUCGUUCAUGGCAAGCCGGCCGGUAAUGACGUGCGUGCGUCGUAACCGUACCGCCAUCUACGACCUGAUGGCAUCGUACGGCGAUACGCACAAUCUGACCGCGCUGACCACGAUCAACCAGGACUACGAGUCCGUCAUCCAGCAGUACAUCAAUCAGGGCCGGUACGAGGAUGCGCUCGCGGUGCUCAGUGCCCAGAACCGGCCCGAACUCGUCUACCAGUAUGCGCCGAUCGCGAUGGAAAUGUUACCGGCCGCAACGGUCGGCAUGCUUAUCGGGCAGGGCCACCGGCUCGAUCCGGUACGGCUGAUGCCGGCCCUGCUCUGUCUCGAUACGGUGCAGCAUGCGCACGAGACGGUACGCUACCUGGAGUACUGUAUCCAUUCGCGGGGGUGCGUCGAAUCGGCCCUGCACAACUAUCUCAUCCAGCUGUACGGCGUUUACUUUCCCGACCAGCUGCUAACGUUCCUCGAGUCGCAGGGCCGCGACACGACGAUGGUACACUACGAUCCGCAUUACGCCCUGCGCACCGCCCUGCGUCACGAUAUCCGACCGGCGUGUGUGUUUCUGCACUGCCUGCUAGAAAUGUGGGUGCCCGCAGUACGGCUGGCCCUUACGCUGGACGAUCCCGAAGCUGCCCGGCAGCUGGCCCGUCAAACGGCCGCCCAACCGACCGACCGGGUGCUACGCAAACGGCUCUGGUUACUAAUAGCGGAGCACGAAAUACGGGGCACGCGGGAUGAGGAGGUGCAGCGUGCGCUCGGCAUACUGCAGGAGUGUGAUCAGCUGCGCAUCGAGGAUCUACUGCCGUACUUUUCCGACUUUCAGCGGAUCGAUCACUUUAAGGAGGCGAUCUGCCGGUCGCUGAAGGAGUACAACGUGAAGAUACAGGAGCAGCGGCGCGAUAUGGAGGAAUCGGCUAAAUCGGCCAACCGUGUGCGCCAGGAGCUGCAAACGUUCCGCAGCCGUUCGGUGACGGUCAGUGCGCAGGAACAGUGUGCGGUAUGCAACGUCUACCUGAUGUUGAAACCAUUCUUUGUAUUUCACUGCGGUCACAAAUUCCAUGCCGACUGCCUCGAACGCCAAGUGUUGCCCUAUUUAAGUUCUGCAAAAUCGGCACGGCUAGCGAUGCUAAAGCAAAACCUUGCAGCGACCCAGCAGCUGGCAGACAGUGGAACGGCGGCCGUGGGCCCAGGAGCAGCCGGUGUCGUACCGGACCCGGCCACCGUACCGACCGUUUCGCACAAGGAAGCUUUGAAGAGCGAAAUUGAAGCCAUCAUCUCGUCCGAGUGUCUGUACUGUGGGCAGCUGAUGAUAAACGCGCUGGACAAACCGUUCGUCGAAAACUGGCAGCAAGCGGAUAGCGAAUGGGAUUAGAAGUGGUUCCCUACGCACGCAUCACAAUUCCCAAUCGGCUACAUCACUUCUUAGUGUGGGCAUUACGCUAUGUUUACAAUACUAUAGAUUUCCAUUUUUUCGCUCCUUCGUUCGAUUUGGAAAAGGGAAUAAGCUAAGCAGCGUGCAGCUCGAAUACUCAUCAGCGCACGUUGUGCCAAAGAAGGAGCAGUAAGGCCCAAUCAACGAACGAUCGUGAGCAGCAGGCGCGUGGAUGGAACGAUUUGACCGGGUUUUUGAAUUCCUUUCUGAUACUUCAAUAAUGCAAAUUCGUCGUGCUUGUUUGGCUGUGGCAUUGUAUUCUGUGCGAUCUUUGAAAUGGAACGUCACCAACGUAUAAUUGUGAGUGACUGCAAGUUGCAUUAAAAUUGACGCGCAUAUAAUAAUAAUAAUUUACCUACCACUUUUUUCUGUUAGCGUACACUGUAUAGAAUAUAUUGUUAUUACUAUUACUAUCCUUA